This is a messenger RNA of Fomitopsis serialis, 1178 nucleotides long. RefSeq lists its product as uncharacterized. The transcript is spliced from 3 exons. The record is from RefSeq and is a predicted model, not a curated record. The coding region runs from base 163 to 1074 and encodes 303 amino acids. NCBI's taxonomy places the organism in Eukaryota, Fungi, Basidiomycota, Agaricomycetes, Polyporales, Fomitopsidaceae.
CUUGGCUUGCCUAAUAGCCAGGAUACAUACCGGAAAUCAGGAACGUGUCUUCACCGGAGUCGUGAAUCUGCUUGGCCAUCGCACACGUACACGAAUCCUUGGGAUUCUUAUUCGUGCCACUGCGUGGCCACGUCGCCGUGGCGCACAUUCUAUAUCAGCGGAAUGGACGGAGCCGAGUCAAUGACCGCCGCAACGUCUGAGGGCUCCUCUCGUGGUCCUUCGACACCGCGGCUUCCUGUGGAUGUCUGUGAACGGCUCAUCGACCAUGUCGCGAUGGGAUUGGAUCUCAAUUUUGGCUCUAUGAAGGAUGAGCCACAUCAUGCCGCUCUCACUUCCUGCGCACUCGUAUGCCGCGACUGGUAUUACCUCACAUGGUACCAUCUGCGUCAACGCAUCCAUUUACGAGACCGAGAGGACGUCCUCUCGCUUUCCAAGACACUCCGUGCAAAACCUCGCCUCCGUGAGGUCAUUCGACAGGUCGGGAUAUCGGGUACUUCUCCCGGGAAGCGUCAAGCUAUCCGGCACCUGGGGAUGUUUGCCGCUACGCUCGUGGGCAAGGCUCCGAGGUUGUCGAGGAUCACCAUUCAAAAUGCUGAGUGGACCAUCGGCUCGGUCCGAAUGGAGGACAUCGGCUACCUAGCAACGUUCAGCUCCAUGAACACUCUAAUUCUCCGCAAUGUCACCUUGCCGAGCGUCGCCCACUUGUCCCACCUCGUGUCAGCACUCCCCAGGCUUAGGGAUUUCACGUGCUCCAGAGUCAGUUGCCUGCAGAAACAGCAACUCUCACUGGCGCCUCUCCCGCUGAACUGUGCAAACAUGUACUCUCUCAGUGUGUUUUCGGAUCCACCAGCAGUCGAAGAUCUUCUCGUGUACAUCAGCCGGGCUUCUCGAGUGCGCGUUCUCUAUCUUGGGGUGGUCGGCGAGUUGGCUCCAUCGGGGGCAGUCAGCCGAAGUCAGACUUUGCUGGAUGCGAGUUCCACAUCCGCAGAAAGGGUUAUUCUCACCUGGGGUAUUGAACACGGUUAUUUUGUUGAUGUUGGCGAUAUGGACGCCAUGAUCGGAAAGUAUUCUUAAUGCUCUCUAUCGUCACUUGGCUGAUUGUUUCAUGCCUUAGUACAGAGCGGCAUUACAACCUUUCACACCACGGCCGUCUGUGGGGGCUCGACAUCCAGCUGUGC